Molecule: messenger RNA, 1473 nt
Organism: Cydia amplana
Lineage: Eukaryota; Metazoa; Arthropoda; Insecta; Lepidoptera; Tortricidae
Gene: pont
Product: ruvB-like helicase 1
Exons: 10
Coding region: 98-1468 (456 amino acids)
Biological process (GO): box C/D snoRNP assembly; chromatin remodeling; regulation of transcription by RNA polymerase II
Cellular component (GO): R2TP complex; NuA4 histone acetyltransferase complex; Ino80 complex
Molecular function (GO): ATP binding; DNA helicase activity; ATP hydrolysis activity
Source: RefSeq, a predicted model, not a curated record
AUCUUGAGUGCUUUGAGCGGAGUGGUUCAUUUGCGGUUUCGCGUUGUGUCGAAUUUGUUAUUGUUUAGUACGGUGAAAUUACAAAUUAAACUUUAAAAUGAAGAUUGAAGAGGUCAAAAGCACUGCUAAAACACAGAGAAUAUCAGCACACACCCAUAUUAAAGGACUGGGUUUAGAUGAAAAUGGGGUUCCAAUUCAAAUGGCAGCCGGUCUCGUGGGGCAAGAAAACGCGAGAGAGGCUGCGGGUGUAGUUGUGGACAUGAUAAGGAGCAAGAAAAUGGCUGGACGCGCGCUGCUGCUGGCUGGCCCACCAGGAACAGGCAAAACUGCCAUCGCUUUAGCCAUAGCACAGGAACUCGGCAAUAAAGUGCCAUUCUGCCCCAUGGUCGGGAGUGAGGUGUACAGUACAGAGAUCAAGAAAACAGAAGUGUUGAUGGAGAACUUCCGGCGCGCCAUCGGUCUGCGCAUCCGUGAGACCAAGGAGGUGUAUGAGGGGGAGGUGACGGAGUUCACUCCUGUGGAGACUGAGAACCCGGCCGGCGGAUAUGGAAAAACAGUAUCUCAUGUGAUCAUCGGGCUGAAGACAGCCAAAGGCACGAAGCAGCUGAAACUCGACCCCACCAUCUAUGAAUCGCUGCAGAAGGAAAAGGUGGAAGUGGGAGACGUCAUCUACAUUGAAGCCAAUUCCGGGGCCGUGAAGAGGCAGGGGAGGAGCGACACAUUUGCCACCGAGUUCGAUCUUGAGGCGGAGGAGUACGUCCCGCUGCCGAAAGGCGACGUGCACAAGAAGAAGGAGGUGGUGCAGGACGUGACGCUGCACGACCUGGACUGCGCCAACGCGCGCCCGCAGGGCGGACACGACAUCAUGGCCAUGAUGGGGCAGCUCAUGAAACCCAAGAAGACCGAGAUCACUGAUAAAUUAAGAAAAGAGAUCAACAAAGUAGUGAAUAAAUACAUUGACCAAGGAAUAGCUGAAUUGGUGCCGGGAGUCCUAUUCAUUGAUGAGGUGCACAUGCUAGACAUUGAGACGUUCACGUACCUGCACCGAGCGCUGGAGUCCGCCAUCGCGCCCAUCGUCAUCUUCGCCACCAACAGAGGGCGUUGUCUAAUAAGAGGCACUGAAGACAUUGUGUCCCCGCACGGCAUACCCCUGGACCUGCUGGACCGGCUGCUGAUCAUCCGCACGCUGCCCUACAACAAGGCCGAGUUGUUACAGAUUCUGAAAUUGCGCGCAACGACGGAGGGUAUCGCCAUCGAAGACGACGCGCUGGCCGCGCUCGCCGACGUCGGCGCUAACAGUACGCUUAGAUACGCGGCGCAGCUGCUGACGCCAGCCAACCUGUCAGCGCGCGCGGACGGCGCGGGCCGCAUCGCGCCCGCGCACGUGGCCGCCGUGGCCGCGCUCUUCCUCGACGCCAAGGCCUCCGCGCGCAUACUCACCCUACACCAAGAUAAGUACAUGAAGUAGAUACU